This is a messenger RNA of Fragaria vesca subsp. vesca, 981 nucleotides long. RefSeq lists its product as uncharacterized. The record is from RefSeq and is a predicted model, not a curated record. Lineage: Eukaryota; Viridiplantae; Streptophyta; Magnoliopsida; Rosales; Rosaceae. The transcript is spliced from 2 exons. Bases 180 to 824 code for a protein of 214 amino acids.
CGUGAAACUGGAGCUCCCAAAUGAUGAAGUAGAAAAGCUCCAGAAACAGAUGAGGGAAGGCGAAGAGCUCAUAUGCAGGUUUGUCGAAACUGCGUUGGUGGAAUCGUAUCAAGUCUCGUUACAUAGUUCAGCUUGUUGAAUUGGAUGCGUCUCUUAAAGGGCUAUUGAAACAUAUAGUGAUGCAGCAAGCAAGGGAUAUUAAGGAGAACUUGCUUGUGGUCAAGCAAACUGCUAAACAACUUGUUCAGUUCCAAGAGUUCAAUGAAAGACUGUUAAGAGAACGGACUUUGCUGCAAGAAGAUGCGAGAGGUUUGCAGGAGAAGUUUGUUUUGCAACUGCAAAACAACGGGGAACAGCUGCUUCAAUUGCAACGAGUGAUAGAGGACAUGAUGAUGCAGCAAGAAGCAAGGGGAGUGACUGAUAGCGAAACAGGGGAUCUGGUUGGAGCGGCUGCUCUGGUGACACUAUUUAAGGUGCUGUUUCAAAAUGUUCAGCACCUGUCCAAACAGAAUGUCACAUAUAAACCCGUCCUCAGAAAUAUCAAAUCGACUCUAGACUCUUUAGUACCACUGAUCGAAGGGAUAGAGGAGACCAAUCGGUUCUUGAGCUAUAGCGAGAAGAGGCAGAUCCAUCGUCUUGCAAUACAAAUGCGAGCUCGUGUAGAGCUCUUUCGCAGGUGCUCGAAGGUUUCUACUUGGAACAUCUACAAGAGCUUGUCAUACAGCAACAAACUUAUUCAAUGGGACGAAUCUCUACAAAGACUGAUUCCACAGCAUUACGAACAACCAGGUAGUGCACCUGCCCAUUUUACAUAUGACAUCUGAUUGGAUGACAGAUGAGGGAGUGUAUGCAAGAAUUCUUGAACUUCUAUCAAGCGAUUAGCUCGAUGUCCCAUAUUACAUAGAUGUAAUUUCAUGGUAAAAAGAUUUAAGACAUACGAAAUCAGUUACUCUGAUCUUCAAGCUUACUAGUUGUAUUUUC